This is a messenger RNA of Exophiala oligosperma, 2124 nucleotides long. RefSeq lists its product as uncharacterized. The record is from RefSeq and is a predicted model, not a curated record. The coding region runs from base 104 to 1762 and encodes 552 amino acids. Gene Ontology annotation, cellular component: cytoplasm; mitochondrion. The transcript is spliced from 2 exons. Gene Ontology annotation, biological process: mitochondrial translation. Lineage: Eukaryota; Fungi; Ascomycota; Eurotiomycetes; Chaetothyriales; Herpotrichiellaceae.
AAGUGCGCUGUGACUCCGAAUCUCCAGUCCUGGAUUUAUUUUUGUGUUGUUGGACGCUAUAACCCAUCUGACUGCCUCAUUCCUUCCUGCUGCGUUCUCUCGCAUGCGGCCAUUCCUUCGCCUCAGUGUAUGCUACAGCAAAAGAUCAUUCCUACAUAUUCCUCGGUUCCCAUACCCUACAUCCCGCGCUCCCCCAUUCUGUCGGACCUACUCGAUUAUGGCAAAAGACAAGGAUAAAAAGCAAGAGCUGAUCAAAAACCCAAAGGGAACAAGGGACUGGUCGGGUGAAGACGUUGAUCUCCUGGAAGAUAUCCUUGCCCAGAUUUCCAGAGUUUUCCGUCGUCAUGCAGGAAAGAAGCUCGACACACCCGUCUUUGAACGAGAGGAGGUUCUCAAAGGGAAAUACGGAGAAGACUCGAAGCUCAUAUAUGAUCUGAAAGACCAAGGCGGUGAACUGUUGUCCUUGCGAUAUGAUCUUACCGUUCCAUUCGCUCGGUGGUUGGCCAUGAAUUCAAACAUCAAGAACUACAAACGAUUUGCGAUCAGUAAAGUCUAUCGGAGAGAUCAGCCUGCAAUCGCCAAAGGACGUAUGCGAGAGUUUUACCAAUGCGACAUCGAUUUUGCAGGAGCAAGUGACCCAAUGAUGGCCGACAGCGAGGUUAUUGCCAUCAUUGUAGAGGUCUUUGAGUCGCUUGAAUGGACUGGCCGAUACACCAUUAAACUAAAUGACCGGAGAAUCUUAGACGGCCUCUUUGAAGUGUGCGGUGUGCCAGAAGAGAAGAUCAGAACGAUUUCGAGUGCAGUUGACAAGUUGGAUAAGAUGCCCUGGGAAGAAGUCAAGACCGAAAUGGUUGAGACGAAAGGACUCGACGAGGCUGUCGCAGACAAGAUCAAAACCUACGUGACGAGGAAAGGUGGCAGAGAUCUCCUCGAAGAAUUGAAGAAGGACGAAGCCAUGAUGGCAAAUGCCAAAGCGAAACAGGGUAUCGAAGAGAUGAACACGUUGAUGGAUUACCUGGAGGCAUGGGGCGCACUUGACAAGAUCUCCUUUGACCUGUCACUGGCCCGUGGCCUGGAUUAUUACACUGGUGUUAUCUACGAAGUCGUAACCGAAGGCUCUGCUCCGGUGAUUGCCGAUGGCAACAGCGUGGCCAAAGAAGCCCAGAAACAAGGCAGAAAAGAAAAGAAAGCACUCGGCGAGGACGAGGACCGUUCGAACGAUCCUUCAGUUGGUGUCGGCUCAGUCGCGGCUGGUGGUCGGUAUGACCAUCUUGUGGAACGAUUCAGACCAAACGCUGAUAUCCCAUGUGUGGGGAUCAGUUUCGGUGUUGAUCGAAUAUUCAGCAUCACCAAAGCGAGGAUAGCCAAAGGUGAAACUUUCAGCUAUGUCUCCUCCAAUGCCCCCGAUGUGUAUGUGAUGGCAUUUGGAGGCGGCGGAUUCGAUGGAAUGCCCAAGCAACGGAUUCAGAUCACAAAGAUCUUACUGGAUGCCGGCCUAAAGGUCGAGUUUACGUACAAAAAGAAACCAAAGCCACAAGUGCAAUUCAAGAAUGCGGAGAACGCUGGGGCGCCUUUUGCAGUCAUUCUUGGGGAGGACGAGCAAGCCAAAGGAGAGGUGCGAGUGAAGGAAAUGGGUCUGCCUGAUGGCCAUCCUGAGAAAGAAGGUGUCCUCGUCAAGAUAGCAGAACUAGGCGCUGAAGUGUCCAGACGCGUGAAUGACAAAAGCAUGGUCGCAAAGACCGAAAGCAUGAGCGUGAGUUGAAAGCAAGGAUGUAGCUCCAGCACUCGUGGUCCAGUAUUGCUCGCCACGGUCAUCGACCCUAAGAUUUCCGCUCAACUAGGCCAAGCGUAGGGUCGAGAAUGGCGUCGAAGCAGAGCGCCCCAAGUUCUGCGCCAUUGUUCCAGACCGGAACAGCUUCCAAGGACUUGGGGAACUCUCGGAGGAUUACUCCCUACGGAGCACCACGAGAAUUCUUUGAGGCUCUUGGUCUCCUCGGCAAUAGGCCAACAUGCUGAACGAGCAGCCCAAGCAGGAUAGUCCACCAAGGCACCUAGAUGCUCGGGUAGCUGUGUCCCGAUAGAUUUGCUUCGGUUCAGACAAACCCAAUCUUCUAUCAAACAGAC